AUGGCUAUUUCAAGUAAGUUAGGAUUUCCUGAUUUAUUUUUAACAUUUACCUGCAACCCUACUUGGCCUGAGAUUACACGAUUAUUGUCCCCCAAGAAUUUGAAGGCACAUGAUCUCCCUGAUAUUAUUUCUAAACUCUUCAAAAUCAAAUUUGUUGAACUCAUGAAUGAUAUAACAAAACAACAUGUACUUGGAAAGUUAUGUAUACGAUUAAGUUUCAAACAAAAGAAGAAGAUCCAAGCACACAUUAUUCACAAAAAUGGUAUUCAAUUGGACAAUCGAAUUACUGCAAGCGUAAUUAGUUCUAAAGGAGCAUCAUCGCAUGAUACUUACCAUGUUAAUGAGGCCAAACAAUAUCUAUAUUGUAGAUAUGUUUCUCCAAGUGAAGCAUAUUGGAGAUUUUUUUCUUACAAGAUUCAUGGAAGGAAGACAGUUGUCAAACAUAUGUUUUUCCAUCUUAUUGGUGAUAAAGUUGUGUACUACUUAGAUUUUGACCGAAUGGAAAAUGUUUUAGAAAAAGAAAAUGUUACUGAAUCUAUGUUCACUUGUUGGUUAGUUACAAAUGGGAAAUAUGAAGAGGCCAAAGAAUUAACAUAUGAUCAAUUUGCCACCAAGUUUGUUUAUGAAAAGAGAAAAAUAAUAUGGAAGCCGCAAAAGAGAGGCUUUACCUCCGCCUGA
Molecule: messenger RNA, 678 nt
Organism: Lathyrus oleraceus (garden pea)
Lineage: Eukaryota; Viridiplantae; Streptophyta; Magnoliopsida; Fabales; Fabaceae
Exons: 4
Coding region: 1-678 (225 amino acids)
Source: RefSeq, a predicted model, not a curated record